AUGUCGUCACAACAACUUCCACCCAACACAAUCUCUAUCAAACGAAAGCGCACCGAUACCCCCGUCGACUCCCUUAGGAUCGAGCACGGCGAAAAGGAAAUCAAGCGGCAGAGGAGUAGCAACUUCGCAUACAGGCGUCUCACAAAGCCGGGCGACGACGUCCAACAGACAUCAUCAGCACCGCCAACACCGACGCUCGCCCGACGAUUUCGCCUCGACCCCGUUUCAAGAAUUGGUGCAAAACGGCAUUUCGUGGAAGAACAAGAAGUCACCAAGAAGGAAGACAUACCGACAGGUGGACAAGUGCAAGCACCAGUACCAGAAGCUUUACCAGAGCGACCACGAAAGCGACCAGGUGCAGGCAGCGCACUCCACCACUCAGCGAAGCCUUCCAUACACCGGAAACCCCCUGUCACCGAACCCUCAGAAAAUGAUGUCCGCAACCUGGAGGCUCUGUCAAAAGAGGUAGAAAAAGUAGACAACCUCCAAAUUCCUAUCCCCUCUCCUUCAAAACACAAGCCCAAAGCUCCAGCAAAACGCUUUGCAGAACGACAUCCAGACAAGGCUGCAGCUCUCGCUGCCCAAGACAAUUCAACCGUCCAUGGCGAUGCAAUGGACAUUGAUAGCGAAUACGUAUACGACCAUUACGUCCGCGAACCCGUUCUACCAGACGCCCCAGCACCAACAGGCACAGUCGGUCUCUUGGUCAUCAGCGAAGAGGACGCAGACUGGUGGGAUAACGAAGAGACUAGCGACCGAGAAUUUGAUACCGACGAUGAAGAUGAGAAUGCCGAAGAUUACUACGCCAAUGACUAUCCCGAAGAUGAGAUGAGCGACGACGAUGAGUUUGAUCGGAAUCUGUAUCAGUCCAAAUAUCGUCAUGGAAGUGACGACGAAGAGUACAACAUUGAAGACGACGAUGACAAUGCGCUAGGAAGUGGCGAGGACGAGGAUGAUUUGCACUUCAAGAUGACGGUACCAAAACCACAGAGAGCAGGAUAUUGGGGUGUGCAAGGCGAGUCGUAG
This is a messenger RNA of Alternaria burnsii, 1026 nucleotides long. RefSeq lists its product as uncharacterized. The transcript has a single exon. The coding region runs from base 1 to 1026 and encodes 341 amino acids. Gene Ontology annotation, biological process: protein import into nucleus. NCBI's taxonomy places the organism in Eukaryota, Fungi, Ascomycota, Dothideomycetes, Pleosporales, Pleosporaceae. Gene Ontology annotation, cellular component: cytoplasm. The record is from RefSeq and is a predicted model, not a curated record.